Messenger RNA from Penicillium subrubescens, 1692 nucleotides. RefSeq lists its product as uncharacterized. The coding region runs from base 1 to 1692 and encodes 563 amino acids. Gene Ontology annotation, cellular component: nucleus. Lineage: Eukaryota; Fungi; Ascomycota; Eurotiomycetes; Eurotiales; Aspergillaceae. The transcript has 4 exons. The record is from RefSeq and is a predicted model, not a curated record. Gene Ontology annotation, biological process: regulation of transcription by RNA polymerase II.
AUGACGUCCGACAUCUAUGACUCGGACGACGCCAUGGGGCGGUCCCCGCCGCCCAAGCCGGCCAAACCCAAGUACGGGCUGGACGAGCCUCCUCCACCCUUCGUGAACGUGAACGAUGAGAACGACGCCAACUCCACAGUCAAGGACCCGAAGGGAACGCUCGACCGUUCCCGGCCAGAUUGUCCGGAGGUCGCGGCGGAUGUUCGUGAAUCUCCGUACUCGGACUGGUCGCACAAGCAGGAUCGGUUGCCUAAGGAUUGGAAAAUCGCUCCUCUUUCAUCAGGGACAGAGGAGGGACCCGGUGAGAAAGAGGGGAUUAAUAUUGGAGGAUGGGAUAAAGCAGGAGUAGAAGGAGGAGGAGGAGGCAGUGGGAGCGAUAUGGAUGUGGACAAAACAGAAAAAACGCCAAUUCCAACGCCAGCACCAAUACUAGAGCCUGCCCCCAUCUUGAAACCAAUCCCUGGACUGGGAUCUGCCGCCGAGGAUGAGGCCAAAUUCAAGUCGGUGGUGGAGCAGGGAGUACCACAAUUACAAGUCAACAAGAAAAAAGAUCGCCUCACAUCGUUAUCACCACACCUCAAACCACUGCCCCCAGUGCUCCCCCCGCCUGCGCCGCCAUCCGAUUUCAAGAGUGAGUUUGUCUCACCGCGACAGCGACCACGCCUACAGUCUAUUACGGAAUUCCCUCCUGUACGGCCCUCGCCAGACCUGCUCAAACGACCACCCGAGCUAGGUCAUCGUGUCUCAUUGCCGUCGCUUCAAUCUCUCUCUCCUCCAUCCUCCACGACCGGCACAUCUCCCGACUCGGCCAGCUAUAACCUCAAUACCAAAACCCUCCCGUCCAUCCAAUCCGCCCUCGGUGGGUUUUCACCCAGCGAGUUUCCUUCCACUCGACCCAAUGCGCUACCUCCACCAUAUCCAUACUCGUCCUGUCCGGGGUCCGCGACCUCGACAGAUUCUCCGCAUGAUCGUCAACUCCCGCGACAAUUCUUGCCCUCGCAUAUCCCUCCCAGUCCUUUUUCACAUCUCUCUCCUAUCAGCGCCAAGGAGCACUCCAACAAUCCUUCUCCCGCAUCACAACCCUCUUCUGCAUUUUGGCGCGGCCCUCCUCCACCACCACCACCUCCUCCCCAGCCAGUGGCCGACACCCCGCACCACGCACCGUCACCCUACGACACGUCCCCCAUGUCUACCACAAGCCCUCUCACAAGUUAUCCCACACCGACAGAGCCGGUUGCUCCUACACCAGAGUCUAGCGCCGACCGGACCCCGUUGAGUUCGAAUGCGGCCUUGCAUGGGGCCGGAGCGACGGGCAGCUAUAAAUGCACGCAUACUGGGUGUACGGCAGCACCGUUCCAGACUCAGUAUUUGCUCAACUCUCAUGCAAAUGUGCACUCGCAAGACCGGCCUCAUUUCUGUCCUGUGGAUGGGUGUCCACGUGGGUUGGGUGGGAAAGGGUUCAAGCGCAAGAAUGAAAUGAUGCGGCAUGGCCUGGUGCAUAACUCGCCAGGCUAUGUAUGUCCCUUCUGUCCUGAUCAGCAGCAUAAAUAUCCUCGGCCAGACAAUCUUCAACGACAUGUCCGCGUCCACCACGUUGAUAAAAGUAAAGACGAUCCUAUCCUCCGUCAAGUUCUCGCACAGCGCCCAAUUGGGAGUACACGAGGGCGACGACGAAGGUCGAAUUUCGCUUAA